Messenger RNA from Periconia digitata, 241 nucleotides. NCBI's taxonomy places the organism in Eukaryota, Fungi, Ascomycota, Dothideomycetes, Pleosporales, Periconiaceae. The record is from the annotation of a GenBank genome assembly.
AACCAACACGCAGACAAGCAAACCCAUACAUCAAUCAACUUGCAGUCCUUGCAUGAACCAAACAAACUACACUCUAUGUCUUUCCCCCCCCCAACUCCCGCCACUAACGAACCCACCCUUAAGAUUUCUACCACAUUGUCAAUUUGUAGACAUUUUGACCAAGCAUGAACAGCGCCUCAUACCCGCUGCCCUUCCUUCCCUUCUCAAUCGCAGUAAACUCCCCCAAAUCUCUGGAGAAUGA